Messenger RNA from Zootermopsis nevadensis, 1653 nucleotides. The record is from RefSeq and is a predicted model, not a curated record. Lineage: Eukaryota; Metazoa; Arthropoda; Insecta; Blattodea; Termopsidae.
AAUGUCGGAUUGUAAAGGUUUAACAUGUAGUCUGAGGUAGGAAGAAAAGGGGCUGGGAGUCUGUCCGGUCCUUGCCCCAUAACCUACUCCGUCAUGUGGAAAAUUUUAUCGUAUACAGUUUCAGAAGCAUAAAAUACAGAACUGUUCGGAGAAUGACAUAUUUCAUUACAUAAAUCAGUGUUACGUCCAAUCAUCAGUCAGGCCACUCUCGUAUUAGCUUGCUAGUGAACAGGCAUGUUUUAUUGCAGGAAGAAAGUGUCAGUCUGCUGUCAGCGGUGGUCAUUUGCUGUACCAUUUCUGUUGUAUAUGAUCUUAUUUGGUGUGACCUGGAUGUUGUCCUUUCCACUUAAAUCUUUGCCACAACAAAUUGGACCAAUUUAUUCUCAGACUGAAAUUAAAAAAUUGACCAAUCAUGUAGAUGCUGUUCGUUUAGAAAGAGAUGGAGACGUGAACAUAAACUUUCACAAAGAUGUAAUCAUUGGAGACGUGAAAGAAGGGCCACAGUAUGAAGAUCCGAAGACACUGCUGGAGAAUAUUUUUAAGAAUGCUGACGUCAGUGGAGAUGGCCUCCUCAGUUUGCAAGAAUUGUCAGACUGGAUCAAUAAAAAGAUUCAGGAACAUAUCAAUGAAGCCCUGAGGGAUAACUUUGGAUUGUUUGAUGCCAUUGAUAAUAAUCCCAAGAAUGGAGUGAUAUCGUGGGAAGAGUAUCACACGUACUUUCUCCGGCAGAAAGGUUUUAGCAAAGAGUAUGCAGAGAACCAUGACAAGAAACACAGAGGGUUAAAUAGAUCUAUCAAAGAGGCAGUCAUGCGGGACCGAGCAUCGUGGUCAGAAGCAGCCCACAGUGACCCCGAUCAUCUGACUCUGGAUGAAUUCCUUUCUUUCAGACAUCCAGAGUCAAGUCAUGCGACAAUCAUAGCUCUUGUUGAUGAACUCUUGGAUAAGUUUGAUCGAGAUGGGGAUGAGAUUCUAACAGAAGACGAGUUUUCUGUUUUACAAACUGAAGGAGAUGGAGAGAAGGAAGGCGAGACCCUCACUCAAGGGGAGGAUGAGAGACGCAAGGAAUUCCGAGAUGUCAUAGACAGAAACCAUGAUGGCAAAGCAGACAGAAAGGAGUUGCUGAUGUACAAUGAUCCGAAGAACCCGCGCCAUGCUCAUGAAGAAGCUGUAGCCUUACUGGUGCUGUCAGACGCCGAUCAUGAUGGCAGCCUUUCUCUGCAAGAAAUACUUAACAAGAUGGAUCUCUUCCUUGGAAGCAAGAUGGUGGACACUGCGUACAGUUUCCAUGAUGAAUUCUGAGCACAGACAGCUUCAGUAAUCAUGGAAUGAUUAUGAAUGAUGGAUGAGGAGGGGCCGGGGUGAAACACCUUGUUUAAGAAGCACAUCACCCAGUAACCUGUUCAGUGGGCACCGGGUGCUCUUUUCCUGGGUUAAGGGUCCACUGUGCGGAAGGAACUGGUCACUCGCACGUACGAUUGCAAAACCUAAGAAUAUGCUGAGGUGCUUCAGCUCCGCUUUCCUGUAUGUAUUAAUGUUGUGGCGUUAAACCGCGAACACAAAUCCACGUCCGUUUUCCUUUUACGUUUAAGUGACAUUACAGAAAAUUCUGCUCAAGACAUAAAAUUACAUAAAUCUUUGGAAUUCAACUUAUUA